Miniopterus natalensis is the source of this 2783-nucleotide messenger RNA. Lineage: Eukaryota; Metazoa; Chordata; Mammalia; Chiroptera; Miniopteridae. The record is from RefSeq and is a predicted model, not a curated record.
CCAGCCUGCAGGAAUUCAAGCUCUGGGUAAAGAAGCUGCAGCCUGAUAGAGGCAGCAAUCUGCUACAAGCCCUGAGGAAAAUCUUCGCUCUGAAGGGGCUGAAUUCUCUGGUCACCAUAUUGGGAAGCUGCCCAGAUCAGCCUGCUGAGAUCCUGUCUGACUACAUCCAGCAGUCCACCAUGGGCAGGGGCCUCCACACCCACAUUGUCACCUACAAAUGCGAGGACCAGGUGCCGCUUGCUGUCCUGAAGAACCUUGCGGAGGCUGUUGGGGGCCAUUACCACUGCUACACCUCAGAGACAGAGAUCUGUGCCAGCCCCGAGGUCCAGGAACUGUUGGCGGAGAUGCAGAAGGCCCAGAGCCUCCUGAGCCACGUCCAAGUCCUGCGCCGUAGUGCCCCUUGUGAGGAGCUCACAGGUGUGAUGAAAGAGAUUUCCACAGAGAUUGCAAAAGGGCCGCUCAGAGGUCUCCUGCCUAAAUCCCCAAAGCACGAAGCUCCCCUCACAAUUGAGUUCCCAAACUUGGACAAGACUUCUGCAGAAUGGCUGAAGGUCAACGGCCUGAAAGCCAAGAAGCUAAGCCUUUAUCAGGUCCUGGCACCCAACACAUACUCUCCCAUCAAGGAAUUUGUGCCUAUUCUCCAGAAAACAGUAUCAUCCACUAUCCACGAGAAGGCAAUGAUACCGUUCCAGUGGCACGAUGGGACCGUAAGGAAUGUUCACGUGGACCUGCCCUUCCUCUACGAGUACCAGAAACAGCUCAGCAGAGCUAUUCGGACGUACGAGAGGCGGAUUGAGUGGCUCUCGUUGGCCAGCAGAAGGAUCUGGGGCACCGUCUGCGAAAAAAGGGUGGUUAUACUGCUCGAUAUCUCUGCGACCAAUUCCACGUACAUUAUUCAUAUCCAGCACUCCCUGCGACUUCUGCUGGAGGAGCAACUGUCCAACAAGGAUGCCUUCAACCUUGUCGCGUUUGGAAGCACAGUCGAAAGCUGGAGGCCCGAGAUGGUGCCCAUGAGCCACGACAACUUACAAAGCGCCUGGCAGUGGGCCCUGAGCCUGCAGUGUCAGGGCAGCAGGAACGUCCUCGGUGCCCUGCGGAAGGCAGUGGAAGUGGACUUCAAAGACAAAGACAAGCAGCAAUCACAGGGCAUCUACCUCUUCACGGGGGGCAUCCCUGACCAGGACACGCCCACGCUCAGCGCCUACAUGGCUGAGGCCUGUGGGGGCUGCGACCUCCAGCUGAACGUGUGUCUCUUCUACGUGAGUGAGCCACGGAUGGACACCACGCCCCCUGCCUGCUAUGCCAGCCGCGCCGACACGGCCGCUGCCUACCGAGAGGUCGCCCGGGCGGCCGGUGGCCGCUUCCACUGGUUUGGAGACACGGGCAUUUACGAAAGUGAUGACAUCAACGCCAUCCUGUCUGAGCUGGAAAAGGCUCUCAACUACUCCCAAAAGUGUGCCUUACUAGUGUCCUCUCUGAAGAACCAGUCCAGAAAAGACCUGGAAAAUGCAGCCCUCUCAAAAGAAAAGCCAAAGAUGCUCAAGCAAAGAAGUCAGCCCAAGAAACUCUGUCCUUCCCAGCCCACAGCCCCCUCGGUGGCCAGAAUGAGCCUUAGAGACGACCCUGCCAGAGAGAGCAGUGCCCCCGCGAGAGCUGUGAGGCGGCCUCCACUCGGUAGCAGAGCGAGCACCUCACCAGCUGCAGCCCAGUCGGGCCAGGAGGACCCUGUAGCACCCAGGAGGAAGGCCGGAGCGAGGGAGGCAGAGACAGGGAAUGACGCGGGCUCAGGGUACAGGAAGCACCCUCAAGGAAGGGGCGCAAGAAGGACUUGCUCUUCCAUGGUGUUGCCCAGAAAGGAUACAAUCUGCUCAAGCCAAGAGUGGGUAGCAAAUUAUGGGCUAAAAACACUGAAGAUGGAGAUCUCCAGAUGCUUGGGUCCCACUUGCACUCAUCAAAGGUCCGGGGUGGUGAGGCACGUGCAGUGGACGCCCAGGGAAAUUGAGGCGUACAUCACGCGCCUGAGGAAGGUGAUGCGACGCUAUGUCCAGAGGCUGCAGUGGCUGCUAUCUGGGAGCCGAAGGCUGUUUGGCACUGUUUUGGAGAAGAGAGUGUGCAUCCUGCUGGACACCUCGGGGUCCAUGGGCCCCUACCUGCCGCAGGUGAAGACAGAGCUGAUCCUGCUGAUUUGGGAGCAGCUGAGGAAGCACUGUGACAGCUUUAACCUGAUCAGCUUUUCAGAAGACCUACAACUGUGGCAGGACACCCUGGUGGAGCCCACAGACACAGCAUGUCACGAGGCCAUGCAGUGGGUGACCCACCUGCAUGCUCAGGGCAGCACCUCAGUCUUGCAGGCAUUACUGAAAGCCUUCAGUCUUCAGGACGUGGAGGGACUGUACCUCCUGACUGACGGGAAGCCAGACACAAGCUGCAGCCUCGUUCUGCGUGAAGUCCGCCGACUCCGGCAGGAACGAGACGUGAGAGUGCACACCAUCUCCCCGCGCGGCACGGGCAGGGCCGAGGUUAACUUCCUGAGAAGCCUGGCCUCCCUCACCGGGGGGCGCUAUCACUGCCUUGUUGGCGAGGACCUGCUCUUCCAGAUCCAUGGCCUGCUCCAGGGCUUCAUGGAUGAAAGGGACUCCAUGUUGCCACUAUUUGAAGGAGAUGAUUUAAGGAGAUUGGCCCAGGAGAUCACCAAGGCCAGAAGCUUCCUCUGGCAGGCCCAGUCAUUCAGGUCCCAACUCCAGAAGAAAAAUGAUACAGAACCAAAGGUCAUUCUUCAGUAG